Molecule: messenger RNA, 3932 nt
Organism: Fukomys damarensis (Damara mole-rat)
Lineage: Eukaryota; Metazoa; Chordata; Mammalia; Rodentia; Bathyergidae
Gene: Caskin2
Product: CASK interacting protein 2
Exons: 19
Coding region: 22-3624 (1200 amino acids)
Molecular function (GO): protein binding
Source: RefSeq, a predicted model, not a curated record
AAGCCUGGCCCAGGAGCCAGGAUGGGUCGAGAACAGGAUCUGAUUCUUGCCGUCAAAAACGGAGAUGUGACUGGAGUGCAGAAACUGGUGGCCAAGGUCAAGGCCACAAAGACCAAGCUCCUUGGCUCCACAAAGAGGCUCAAUGUCAACUACCAGGAUGCUGAUGGAUUCUCCGCUCUCCACCACGCUGCCUUGGGGGGCAGCUUGGAGCUCAUAGCCUUGUUGCUGGAGGCUCAGGCCACUGUGGACAUCAAGGACAGCAAUGGCAUGCGUCCGCUGCACUACGCAGCCUGGCAGGGCCGGCUGGAGCCCGUGCGGCUGCUGCUCCGGGCCUCUGCGGCCGUCAAUGCUGCAUCGCUGGAUGGGCAGAUCCCACUGCACCUGGCCGCACAGUAUGGACACUAUGAGGUGUCAGAAAUGCUCCUCCAACAUCAGUCCAACCCAUGCCUAGUGAACAAGGCCAAGAAGACACCCCUGGACCUGGCCUGUGAAUUUGGGCGGCUCAAGGUGGCCCAGCUGCUCCUGAACAGCCACUUAUGUGUGGCGCUGUUGGAGGGUGAGGCCAAGGACCCGUGCGACCCCAACUAUACCACACCUCUACACUUGGCUGCCAAGAAUGGCCACAGAGAAGUCAUCCGGCAGCUCUUGAGAGCUGGAAUUGAGAUCAACCGGCAGACCAAGACUGGGACAGCGCUCCAUGAGGCUGCACUGUACGGCAAGACCGAGGUGGUACGGCUGCUCCUGGAGGGAGGUGUGGACGUGAACAUCCGAAACACAUACAACCAGACUGCGCUGGACAUCGUGAAUCAGUUUACCACUUCCCAGGCCAGCCGGGAAAUCAAGCAGCUACUGCGGGAGGCCUCAGGGAUCCUGAAAGUCCGGGCGCUCAAGGAUUUCUGGAACCUCCACGACCCCACCGCUCUCAGUGUCCGGGCAGGGGACGUCAUCACGGUGAUUGAGCAGCAUCCUGAUGGCCGCUGGAAGGGCCAUAUCCACGAGAGCCAAAGGGGCACGGACCGCGUGGGCUACUUCCCCCCGGGCAUCGUUGAGGUGGUCAGCAAGCGAGCGGGCAUCCCCAUGCCCCGUCUCCCCCCUAUGCCUACCCCACUGCGCCCAGGCUUCUCCCGGAUGCCACAGCCCCCUGCUGAUGAGUCAUUGCACCCUCUUACCUACGGUCAGCUCCCUCGGGUGGGCCUCAGCCCAGACAGCCCAGCAGGUGACAGGAAUAGCGUGGGCAGUGAGGGCAGUGUGGGCAGCAUCCGUAGUGCUGGCAGCGGGCAGAGUUCUGAGGGCACCAACGGUCAUGGCACCGGACUCCUUAUUGAGAAUGCCCAGCCCCUGCCUUCUGCCGGGGAGGACCAGGUAUUGCCAGGACUACACAGCCCAUCCCUGGCAGACAACCUGAGCCACCGCCCACUGGCCAGCUACCACUCUGGGGAGAUCUUCACCCAGGAGGUGAGGCCGGAACAGCUGCUAGAGGGGAAGGAUGCGCAGGCCAUUCAUAACUGGCUAAGCGAGUUCCAACUGGAGGGCUACACUGCCCACUUUCUGCAGGCUGGCUACGACGUCCCAACCAUCAGUCGCAUGACGCCUGAGGAUCUGACAGCCAUCGGGGUGACCAAGCCUGGGCACAGGAAGAAGAUUGCCUCAGAGAUCGCUCAGCUCAGCAUCGCCGAGUGGCUGCCCAGCUACAUCCCGACGGACUUGCUGGAGUGGUUGUGUGCAUUGGGGCUGCCGCAGUACCACAAGCAGCUCGUGAGCAGUGGCUAUGACUCCAUGGGGCUUGUGGCCGAUCUCACCUGGGAGGAGCUACAGGAGAUCGGUGUCAACAAGCUAGGACAUCAGAAGAAGCUUAUGCUGGGUGUGAAGCGGCUGGCAGAGCUUCGGCGGGGCCUGCUGCAGGGGGAGGCCCUAGGUGAAGGCGGGCACCGGCUGGCCAGGGGUCCGGAACUCAUGGCCAUCGAGGGACUGGAGAACGGAGAGGGUCUGGCUAUGCCCGGCCCACGCCUUCUCACCUUUCAGGGCAGUGAGCUGAGCCCAGAGCUCCAAGCAGCCAUGGCAGGGAGUGGCCCUGAGCCACUCCCCCUUCCCCCUGCCCGAUCCCCCAGCCAGGAAAGCAUCGGAGCACGUUCACGGGGGUCCGGUCACUCACAGGAACAGCCUGCCCCCCAGCCUAGUGGUGGAGACCCCACCACCCCACAGGAGAGGAACCUUCCAGAGGGCACAGAGCGGCCCCCUAAUCUUUGCUCCCCACUUCCUGGUCAAGGACCUGCCCCUUAUGUUUUUAUGUACCCCCAGGCCUCGCCCUCCAGCCCAGCUCCAGGGCCACCUCCUGGUGCAACCCGGGCCUUCUCCUACUUGGCCAGCUCCCCAGCCACUCCUCCAGACCCACCUCGGCCCAAGCGCCGGUCUCAUAGUCUGAGCCGUCCUGGCCCUACUGAGGGGGAACCAGAGGGAGAGGUCGAAGGGCCAGUGGGCAGUGCUUUGGGCAGUUAUGCUACCCUUACCCGGCGACCAGGACGCAGCACCCUUGCCCGGACCAGUCCUAACCCAAUCCCAACUCGAGGGGCUCCCCGAAGCCAGUCCUUUGCUCUCCGGGCCCGUCGCAAGGGCCCUCCACCUCCACCCCCCAAGCGCCUCAGCUCUGUCUCUGGCCCGACGGAGCCACCUCCACUAGACAGGAGCCCAGGGCCCAAGGAGGCAUCCACAGGGCUCCGAAGGCGCACACUGAGUGAACCUGCUGGCCCUUCUGAAGCCCCUAGCCUGCCCAUCCCAGCUGGCCCUGCUUCAGACACAGAAGAAGAGGAGCCUGGCUCUGAGGGGACACCUCCUUCUCGGGGCAGCUCAGGGGAAGGGCUGCCAUUCGCAGAGGAGGGGAACCUGACUAUCAAGCAGAGGCCAAAGCCAGCUGGCCCCCCGCUCCGGGAAACACCUGUGCCUCCCGGCCUUGAUUUCAACCUCACAGAGUCAGACACUGUCAAGCGGAGGCCCAAAUGCAAGGAGAGAGAGCCACUUCAGACGGCCCUCCUGGCCUUUGGGGUGGCAAGUGCCACCCCUAGUCCCUCUGCCCCCCUGACCACCCAGGCCCCCAGUAAGUCCCCCUCAGCUUCCUCCAGCCGUCCACAGCCUGAGCCCAGCAGCCUGCCAACUCAAGGAGCUCCAGCCACUGCUCCCAGCCCGGGAACACAGACCUCUGGGCCCCCAGCAUCCUGCCCUACGCUGGGUCUAGAGAACUCAGCCAGCAGUCGGCAGAAUGCAGAGACAGAACCCCAGGCUUUUCCUGCUGCCCUCCUCAAGGUGCCUGGAGCAGGAACAGCCCCCAAGCCUGUGUCUGUGGCUUGCACCCAGCUGGCAUUUUCCGGGCCAAAGCUGGCUCCCCGGCUCAGCCCCCGUCCUGUCCCCCCACCAAGGCCUGACAACACUGGGGCUGCAGGUGCAGGCCGGGCCCAGCAGAGACUGGAGCAGACCAGCUCAUCCUUGGCAGCUGCACUGAGAGCCGCAGAGAAGAGCAUUGGCGCUGAAGAGCGAGAUGGCACCCCCGGGACCUCCACCAAGCACAUUCUGGAUGACAUCAGCACCAUGUUCGACGCUCUGGCUGACCAGCUGGAUGCCAUGCUGGAUUGAGCGAGACCCACCUAUGGCCCCUGGUGGUGCCACUGUGACCUGCAGUGACCACUGCCUUUGACCCACUGCAGAAGAGGCCCCUGCUACCCUCAGCACACAGUGGGCUGGUCUAGCUGGGACAUACACCCCAACCCCACAGCACCACUGGGCCAGCCCAGAGGCAGGGCCAAGGCAACUUGUCAGACCUGAUGAGCACAAGGGCCUCUGCUCUAUCUCAGCCGGCCCUCACUCAUGUGUAACUCACUGGGCAGGCCUGACCCCUGGCCAGGUACCUUCCUUAAAGCUUUCUCAAGGAGAGAAAGUGGCGG